AUGGGUUUAUCCUUUCCUUUCAUCAUCUUGAUCGUGCGCUUUCUUGUUUCAUUGAUGAUGUUUUAUCUUAUGCUUGCUUCCUCUUCUUCUGGUUUGCAGCCCUUGUGCCAUGAUGAUGAGAGAUUUGCCUUGUUGCAAUUCAAGGAAAGCUUCAUCAUCAAUCAGUCUGCGUCCAAAGAUGCCUCUACUUAUCCGAAGGUUUCGUCAUGGAAGCCUGAUCAAAUCAGUGAUUGCUGCAAGUGGGACGGUGUAGAGUGCAAUAAGGACACUGGUCAUGUCAUCGCCCUUGAUCUCAGUAGCAGUUGUCUCAAAGGUUUUCUCAACUCCAAUAGCAGCCUCUUCCGCCUUGCUCACCUCCAAAACCUCAAUUUGGCCGACAAUGACUUUAACUCUUCUCCAGUUUCGGCUAGUUUUAGGCAUCUUUCAAGGCUAACAAAUCUCAACCUCUCUCACUCUGUAUUUUCUGGCCAAAUCCCUUCAGAAAUUUUCGAGCUCUCCAAGUUAGUUUUCUUGGAUCUCUCAUAUAACCAUCCAUUGUUGAAGCUCCAAAAAUCUGGCCCAAGAGUUAUAGCUCAAAACUUCAUAAACUUGGAAGUACUACAUCUUGAUCAGGUUGUUAUAUCAUCCAACGUACCCAAUAUCUUGGCAAACUUAACUUCUUUAACAUCUCUGUCUUUAAGCAAUUGUGACUUGCAUGGUGAGUUUCCCGUGGGAAUUUUCCGUCUACCUAAUCUUCAGCAUCUUGAUAUACAGUACAAUGAAAACCUCACGGGAUGUGUCCCAGAAUUUAACAGAACUAGCCCCCUUGUAUCAUUGAAACUUGGAUACACGAACUUCUAUGGUGAGCUACCAGAUUCAAUUGGUAACCUCAAGUCCUUGGUUGAAUUUAAUGCAUAUUUUUGCAACUUCUCAGGUGAAAUACCAUCUUCACUAGGUAACCUUACCAAUCUAAUUGGUUUACGACUUCAAUCAAAUAGGCUGCAAGGUUCAAUUCCACAGUCAAUAUCAAGGCUUGUAAAUCUUGAAGUUCUGUAUCUCCAUGAUAACAAUUUGAGUGGCACGGUGGAGUUUGAGUUGUUUCUGAGACUUAGGAACCUCCUUCGUCUCUGGUUAUAUGGAAACGAUAUUUCAUUACUUACAAAGCCCAGUACCAACUCAACUUUUCCAAAAUUUAGGAUAUUAUUCAUAGCUGAUUGUGACUUGGGUGAGUUCCCAGAGUUUCUGAGGAACCAAGAUCAAUUGGAGGCAUUGGAUCUUAGUGGAAACAAAAUUCACGGCCAAGUUCCAAAAUGGAUGGGGAAUGUAAGUAUAGAAACUCUCUGGGCUUUAGAUCUGGAACGCAACUUUCUCACCGGUUUCAACCAACUUCCGGUUGUACUCCCCUACGUUAAUCUAAAUUAUCUUGGGCUUGGUUCUAACAUGCUUCAAGGGUCACUGCCAAUCCCACCACCUUCCAUUGCUUACUUUUCGGUCUCAAACAACAGACUGAUUGGAGAAAUACCACAUUGGAUUUGCAAUCUAAGUUUAAUAACUAAUCUCGAUUUGUCAAGCAACAACUUGGGUGGCGUUCUUCCUCAAUGUUUAGGAAACUUGAGUGAUUCUCUCUCAUUGGACCUACACGGUAAUAACUUUCAUGGAACCAUUCCUCGGAUCUGCGAUGAAACAAACAAAUUGCUGAUGAUUGAUUUCAGCCAAAAUCAUUUACAGGGACGUGUACCGAGAUCAUUGAUCAAUUGUACCAAUCUUGAAGCUGUUAACCUUGGUAACAAUCAAAUACAUGAUAUUUUUCCUUCCUGGUUGGGCAUUCUUCCAAAGUUGAGGAUUCUCAUUUUGAGAUCUAAUAAACUCUAUGGUACAAUAGGAAGUUCUGAUAGCAAUUUCGAUUUCCAGAAAUUGCACAUCAUUGACCUCUCAAAUAAUGAUCUUACUGGCAAGUUGCCCUCUGAACACUUCCUAAAUUGGAAAGCCAUGCAAAUCGUCGAUGCUGAGAGCUUAAAGUACGUGGAGGAAAGCCAUAUUAUGGUGACACUUGCAGGAGAAAGAGUGAGCCGUCGCCACUCUUACUCAAUGACAAUGAUCAUCAAAGGCAUGGAUACACUAUAUGAUAGAGUCCCUGAUUUCCUAAUAGUUAUUGAUCUCUCGAACAAUAGAUUUGAUGGAGAAAUUCCAGAAGUGGUGGGGAAUCUGAAAGGACUUAAUUUGCUCAACCUUUCCUCAAACUUUCUCACAGGGCCUAUCCCUUUUAAAUUGGCAAACUUGACCUGGCUAGAAUCAUUGGAUCUAUCUCAAAACAAGUUGUUUGGUGCGAUCCCUCCACAACUAACAGAACUCACUUUUCUUUCACACUUUAAUGUCUCCCAUAAUCGCUUGACAGGACCUAUACCACAUGGGAAGCAAUUCGACACAUUCAGCAGCAGUUCGUUCAGUGAGAACCCUGAAUUAUGCGGUAACCCUUUGCCAAAGAAAUGUGGGAAUCCUAAGGACUCACAGCCUCCAUCUUCAAGCCACAACUCAACAAACCACAACUCAGAGUUCUCAUUUGAAUUUGGUUGGAAAGUAGUCGCAACGGGAUACGGAUGUGGAUUCGUGUUUGGAGCUGUGUUUGGGCAAAUCAUGAUCACAAAGAAGUAUGGUUGGUUUAUGAAGACGUUUGCAAUUGGGCAGCCGACACAUAGAAGGGUGAAUUGGAGGGGCCGUAGAAAUUAA
Messenger RNA from Carya illinoinensis, 2706 nucleotides. Its product is annotated as receptor-like protein 7. The transcript has a single exon. Lineage: Eukaryota; Viridiplantae; Streptophyta; Magnoliopsida; Fagales; Juglandaceae. Bases 1 to 2706 code for a protein of 901 amino acids. The record is from RefSeq and is a predicted model, not a curated record. Gene Ontology annotation, molecular function: protein binding.